Oncorhynchus tshawytscha (Chinook salmon) is the source of this 3448-nucleotide messenger RNA. RefSeq names its product PR domain zinc finger protein 4. The record is from RefSeq and is a predicted model, not a curated record. Lineage: Eukaryota; Metazoa; Chordata; Actinopteri; Salmoniformes; Salmonidae. Gene Ontology annotation, molecular function: DNA-binding transcription factor activity, RNA polymerase II-specific; RNA polymerase II cis-regulatory region sequence-specific DNA binding; histone deacetylase binding. Gene Ontology annotation, biological process: regulation of transcription by RNA polymerase II; cell fate commitment. The transcript is spliced from 11 exons. The coding region runs from base 117 to 2576 and encodes 819 amino acids. Gene Ontology annotation, cellular component: nucleus; cytoplasm.
CCUGUUUGCGCAUGCUCAGUGUGUCACGCUGUCAUGGACCCGAAGAGGAAGCCUUUUGCCAGCAGAAUGCACACAUUUCACACUAUCUUGGAUGAGCACACACUGCCGAAGUCAGAAUGAAUGACAUGAACCUCAGCCCUGUUGGGAUGGACCAGUUAAGUGUGCCCGCUGUGAGUGCCAGUCAUCUGGGUCUACCCACCUCCCCAACACACAACCCCAUCACUACACCAGGCAUGUCUGUGGCUAUACCCAGCCUGGGGCCCUCUCUUGGGUCUCUGCCCUCUGCUCUGUCGCUCAUGCUGCCAAUGGGUCCUCUUGGUGACCGAGGGGUCAUGUGUGGCCUUCCAGAGAGGAACUACUCAUUACCUCCCCCCCCCUACCCACACCUGGAGAGUAGCUACUUCAGACACAUACUGCCAGGUAUUCUGUCUUACCUGGCAGACCGGCCUCCCCCUCAGUACAUUCAUCCCAGCAGUCUGAACAUGGACGGGACUCUCUCUGUGUCCAGCCAGAACCCCUCAGGGCUGGACCCUUACAGUGGCCCUGGAGGCCCUCUGGAACAGGGCCUGGUGUCCCUGGACUCCCGUCAAGUCAGUGGCCAGGGAGACCUCCACCAGGGUGGGGGCCACGAGGUGCAGCUGGACUCCACAGGGCUGAACAUGGAGUCCCGGGUCAGCAGCCCCAUGUCCCCAGACAGGAUGGGAGAGGACCUGGCCAACAUGGAGGGGGUGGUGGGGGCUGAGAACCAACAGCAGCUGGGAGGGAGGGGCCAGAACCACGAGGGCCUGGGAAGAGUUGAGUCCUCUGGGGGCGUGAUGCCCCUGCACGGGCCUGGCCUGGAGCUUCCUGUGGGGAUGGAGCCAGAGCACCUAGGGGGCCGGGUGGGGAACUCAGGGGGAGGCGGUCUGGGGGAGUCUUUACACAGCUCAGGGGAGCUGAACUCUGGGGUGGUGAGUGUGGUGCUCACCCAGUCCCAGCUGGAGCCUGUGUCCCUCCAUGGUCAUUCUGGCAUGGGCCUAGAUCCGGUGAACGUGUCCCCCAUCACGGCAGAGGUGUCCAUGGGGCCAGAGAACAGCCUGUUGCUGGUCAAUUCCACCCUGCAGCUGGAGGACUCCACCUCCAACAAGGAGAACAUGGUCACUGCCUUCACCAUCUGGUGUACGCUGUGUGAGCGCUCGUAUCCCUCCGACUGCCCAGAGCACGGCCCAGUCACCUUUAUCCCUGACACGCCCAUCCAGAGCAGAGCCCGUCUCUCCCUGCCUCGCCCGCUCUGCCUCCGCAUCUCUGUAGCUGAUGAGCCUUUUGGAGUGUUUGCUCGGGACAUCAUACCUCCCAGGACCUGCUUUGGACCCAUGGUGGGUCAGCACUGUAGCAACGUAGACCUGCAAGACUGGCCAGACAAGGACACCCCUCAGAUAUGGAAGAUGUUCCACAACAACGUGCUGGAGUUCUGUAUCGUGACCACAGAUGAGAAUGAAUGCAACUGGAUGAUGUUUGUCCGCAAGGCAAGGACCAGAGAGGAGCAGAACCUGGUGGCCUACCCCGACAACGGGAAGCUGUUCUUCUGCACGUCCACUGAGAUCCUCCCAGACCAGGAGCUGCUCUUCUACUACACCAGGGACUACUGCAGGCAGAUGGGGGUCCCUCAGGUCCCAGAGGGCCAGGUGUGCCAGUGCGGCAAAGAGUGCCAGUCCUUCGCCGAGCUCAAGUCCCACCUGAGCAGCCACAACAACCACGGCCAUUCCCACAGCCCCAGCCAGGACCACCACCAGGAGGGCAAGCUGCCCAGUGGUACCUCCAUCUCCUCCUCAUCCCCCUGGGCCUGCCACUCCCACAACAGCAGCCUCUCUCAUAACACUAACAACUCUGGCUCCAACACACACAGACACUCGCUUGAGAGGAAGUACAAGUGCAGUAUGUGCUCGCGGGCGUUCACCACGUCCACUAAGCUCAACGUGCACUUCAUGGGACACGUGGGGAUGAAGCCGCACAAGUGUGAAUACUGCAGCAAGGCCUUCAGUGAUCCGAGCAACCUGAGGAUGCACCUCAAGAUACACACAGGUCAGAAGAACUACAGGUGUAAUGUGUGUGAGAAGUCGUUCACUCAGAAGGCCCACAUGGCGUCUCAUAUGGUGAUUCACACGGGGGCCAAGAACUUCAAGUGUGACCUGUGUGACAGGAUGUUCAUCAGGAAGCAGGACCUCAAGCAGCACAUGUUCACACAUACACAAGAGCGUCAGAUCCACUGCCCCAAGUGUGACAAACAUUUCUUGAGGACCAACCACCUGAAGAAGCACAUGAACUCCCAUGAGGGCCGCCGGGACUACAUCUGUGAGAAGUGUGAGAAGGGCUUCCUCACCAAAUACCACCUCACCAGACACCUCAAGAUCUGCAAAGGCCCCAAGACUGACCGUGGGGCCCAGGAAGAGGAGGGGGAGGAAGAGGAUGAUGAUGAUGAUGAAGAUGAUGAUGAAGAGGAAGGAGAGGAAGUCGAGAGACUGAUAGAUCCAGAUAGCAGAGAAGACUGUGGGUUAGAGGGAUAUGAUUCUGAGAAACCUUUGUCCCCACACAAUUGACUGUGACCUCAAUGUGCCAUUACUAGAAAUGCUAAUUUAUUUACUUAUAUUUAACUGUUUAGUUUGUUUUGCCAAAAUCUCAUUUGUUGUGUCAGGUUCAGGUUUAUUUUCAAAUAUCAGUUUAACAUUGGGCACAAUCAAACAAGGAUAACCCAGAUUUUGAUGUAGAGGUAUUGUAUGUGCUUAGGAUUCAUGUUUUAUUUCUUCAGGUACAUUUCCCUUGCCUAACAGCUAAUCAUCAAUUGUUUUCCUGUUGCUCUAUCAUCGCUCCAUACAUACAUCAGUAUGAAACUGCCAUCCUAGAAGAGGUAUUGUAUGUGCUUAGGAUUCAUGUUUUAUUUCUUCAGGUACAUUUCCCUUGCCUAACAGCUAAUCAUCAAUUGUUUUCCUGUUGCUCUAUCAUUGCUCCAUACAUACAUCAGUAUGAAACUGCCAUCCUAGAAGUCGUUUGUGCCGACGUGAUGUGAUUCAUGUAGGCUGGCUUUGGCCCAUCCAAUUGGUCACUGGGACCAAUCAGAAUGUGUUUGCAUUCUUAAAGAGUCGGGGAGGAAAGCAAAUUCAAGACUCAUAGAGAACAAAUGUUAGCUGGUGUGCCAUUUGGCCGGAGCGAUGUGGCUGGGUAGCCAGGCAAUAAUCAUCCUAGAAAAAGUUAUGUUUUAACUCAAAAGCCAUGGCCUUUUAACACACAAUAGUUAUUUUUUUUAACAGUGGUAAUCUUUUUAUGGAAUAGAUACUGAGUUUGAGUCUCUCUGGAUGCUGACGGCUAGGUAGAUGCUGGCUCUGCUGCUGGUUGAAUGUUGAAGAAUGUUGAUGUGUCGGCCACAUCUUUUUGUAUGUAUGUAUGUGCAAAUAUAUGAAUGAUGUAAAACGUC